UAACCUAACGUUUGCUGCUCUUUUAUUUCGACUUACGUGGCCUACUAUUGUCCUUCCUUCCUUCCUUCCUUUAGGCUACAGGCUAAAGUAUUGUACUCGCACCAGACGCUGGAGCCUAUUAUCCAAUUAGCGGCGUUAGAGAAAGGCUCGUCCUUGACACGGCUGUUUCCCAAUUAGCGAGGAGCACGUGCAUUUACUCGCUUACUUAGUGCCGCGCUAACGGGUCAUCCCUGCCCUCCCAGCACGAGACGACACUCUGUCCGUCCCAAAACAUAUUUAAAAAACAAAAACAACAACAACAAACCCAACAACCCCCGUUUGUAUGAAAGCAAAAACCGAGAAGCGCGAGAGAGGAAUAUGCAGGCGUUGGUGAACGCCUUCCUGCGCUGCCUCUCCUUCCUCUUGCCUCCCUCUUGGCUUUGUGUCGGCUUCUGCUUGUGGGCUGGGAAUGAGCGCGAGGAGACGCUGCAGCCGCGGCCCAAUCCCCGAGCGCGUUUCAAAAGCAGAAAGCCUCUCGCGUAUGAGGAAGUGGCAGCACUAGCAGCGCCAGAAGCCCGAGGAGGCUCCAGUCCGUCGGUCUCGCCCGCUCCGCCAGGCUGCGUCUCGCCGGCUGCCACGAGCCCCGCUGCUCCUCAGGGCCCUCCGUCGGGUCGGAUCUGGAUCGGGGGCCUCUGGCGAGCCGUGGAGCGUGUCCUCGGAGCCCCCUGGGUCCUGGUCCGCCAUCGCUGGUGCCCGAAGACGAAGCGUCGCGCGGCUUUACGCGCGCCGUAUCCUGCCUGCGCCUUCGCGUCGAGUAAGAUUCAAAGCGGCCAGGGAGGCGCCGCCGGGGCCGGGGAAGGGGAAGGGGACGGAGCGGGUGGAGGCACCUCGACGCGCUCGGGGAACAUGAGCGGGUCCGCGGAGAACCCCGACCCGAACCCGGGGGAGCGCGUGCCGGAUGCGUCAUCGGGCUCCGAUGAGGUAAUCAACGUGGAUCAGCACACGCCGGAGAUGGGGACGGUGACGAUCACGGUGGCCAUUCAGGCGGCGGAGGACGAGGAGCCGGAGGAAGUGUCCGCCAAUAUUAUUGACUUCCUCGGAGGCAGCUGCAGUGAGGACGAAUUCGGACGACAUGACAAAUCCAGCGGCGCCGGCACCAGCGGAGGCGAGUUGGAGGAGGACAGCUGGCAGCCGCCGGACACGGAGGUCACCCAGAAGCUGGUCGCUCAGAUCGAGUACUACUUGUCCGACGAGAACCUGGAGCACGACGCCUUCCUGCUAAAGCACGUCCGACGCAACAAGCUGGGCUUCGUCAGCGUCAAGUUGCUCACGUCGUUCAAAAAGGUAAAACACUUGACUCGAGACUGGAGGACAACCGCUUACGCUCUGAGACACUCCGGUGUGCUCGAGCUGAACGACGAGGGGCGAAAGGUGCGCCGCAAAACCGCAGUGCCGGUGUUUGCCAGCGAGUCGUUGCCCAGCCGCAUGCUGCUGCUAAGUGAUCUGCAGAGAUGGCCGGAGCUGGCAGCUCUCACUGUAGAUAAUGGAGGAGGCAGCGAGGGAGGAGCUACUCUGCAGGAGCAGCUGAUGAAGCUGCUGUUGAAGGAGUUCGGGGCGUACGGCACCAUCGCCUCCGUCAGGGUGCUGAAACCCGGGAAGGACCUGCCGGCCGACCUGAAGAGGCUGAGCAGCCGCUACACUCAGCUGGGCGCCGAGGAGUGCGCCAUCGUGGAGUUCGAGGAGGUGGAGGCGGCCGUCAAGGCCAACGAAGCCACGGGCAGCGACGACGGCGGCGCCGGUUCGCUGGGGUUGAAGUUGGUCCUGAUCGGCACCAAGCCGCCCAAGAAGAAGGUGCCCAAGGAGCGGCCCCGGGAGGAAGGGGGCAUGCGGAAGAGCCGCUCGCUUAACAGCAGGGUGCGAGAGCUCCAGUACCACGGCGACGACUCGGCCUGCAGCUCCUCUGAGACGGAGAGCAACCCCACGUCCCCGCGGCUGGCCAGGAAGUCCCAGUCCUGCAACAAGCUCAGCCCGACCACCGCGGCCCUCAACGUCCAGAACAAUCACCUCAGCCCCAGCAUGUCGCCGCGCAACAGUCCCUGGUCGAGCCCCCGCGCCAGCCCCAGUUCUCAGCGCAAGUCCCCCCAUUCCCACAAGUCUCCGUUGGCCAGCGAGGGCAGAUUGAGCCCGGAGGGCGGGCGCCGCUGGGCAGACUACUCCUCGGACAGUAGCCUCACCCCCUCGGGGAGCCCGUGGGUUCAGCGGCGCAAGCAGGUGGCGUCACAGGAGAGCAGCCCGGUGGGGAGCCCGAUGAUGGGUCGGAAGAUGCAGAACGCCGACGGCCUGCCGCCGGGGGUCACCAGGCUGCCCCGGGGUCCUGACGGAACCCGCGGCUUUCACUGUGUCUCUGUUGCCGAGCGAGGAAAGACUGCGGCUACUCAGACUUGAUAUGUGUACAUUCCUUAACCCCCCGCCCCGCCCCUCCAAAAGAAAUCUAUUUGAGCUGUUCUUGGCGAUGGCGCUCAGUCCCCACCCUGCAUUCAAGACUGUGUAGAUAUGUUUUUCUUCAGUGUUUUUCUUUCCUCGUUAUAUUUUUAUACAAUGUUUUGAGUUACUAUGGUAACAUUACUGGUUUACUAAUGGGAAUUUGAGUGAAUGUGAAUUGAUAUUGCUUUGAAUGGGACAGCAUCACCCCCAUUGCUGUCUAAACGUCCUCUGCAUGGGGUGGGGGUAUUCCACUUUUUUUUUGUUUUAAUUGAAGUGUCUUGUGUGUAAAAGCUCACAUCUGUGGAUGGUAUAUAAAUGUUAAGUGGUACCGGCACAUGGACUUGAUAGAGAUAUCACCAUAUGCCUUUUCUGUGUUUGUCUACUGUGAGUUUAUUUUUUACUUUUACAUACUAUUUAAAACCGAGGCCAUAAUUGCUCCACUGCCAUAAAGGUUGGCUAGUUAAAUCGGGACCUAUUUAGUUUUUAAUUUGAUUUCAAUUUUAUUUUCUGUACGCUUUGGCACUAAGUUGGGAAGGCUCCAUUCCCCUGUACAUGUUAAGUUGUCUGGCAGUUAGCUGCUGUAUUUAUUUUUUAGCUUUAUUUUCUCUGAAUCUGGUUAUCAGUCUGAGCUCACACUGAGGUUUGAGGGAUGUUCGGUCAGGCAGAAGAAAGAAAUGCGUUCCUGCCUUUCCAUCUGAGCUGGGGUAUUUGUACAAUGCAAUUCCUAUUGUACAAAUAAAUCACUAAAACUGCAAUUGA
This is a messenger RNA of Gasterosteus aculeatus aculeatus (three-spined stickleback), 3222 nucleotides long. It is a transcript of the gene larp6a, whose product is annotated as La ribonucleoprotein 6, translational regulator a. Gene Ontology annotation, biological process: RNA processing. Gene Ontology annotation, cellular component: ribonucleoprotein complex; nucleus. Gene Ontology annotation, molecular function: mRNA binding. Lineage: Eukaryota; Metazoa; Chordata; Actinopteri; Perciformes; Gasterosteidae. The record is from RefSeq and is a predicted model, not a curated record.